AUGUCAGCAAUACCCCUAAGACCCGCCGCAGCAUCCAUCUCAUCGGUGCUGGGGAAAAUACCCCAGGAGGCAAUACUUAUCCUCGUGUCUUCUCACUUGGAUUGGCGAGAUUGUGUCGUGCUCACAUUGACGUGCAAAGACUUACGCCAAAGCGUGCUGGACUACCACAAGCUCUACCUAAGCUAUUGGCGUGAUCUUCAGGAACGCAGAAUUCUAAUCUACUGGAAGUUCCUUUGGCAGUCGGCCAACCGCCUCCCAGGUUUUGUCUGCACGGCCUGUUGCAGAUUCCACACACAGCAAUCUAUCGACGCCGCCGACCAGCUUGCCAUCAACGCUGUCAUGGUCAGAGAUGGCGACCAAGCAGUCAUGGGAGAUGUCGUAAAUGACCCUUGCUCCGACUUCCAGCAUGCAAAAGACCUCAUACUCCACGGCUUCAAACAGUCGCCGCGUUCCCUCCCCAUCGAAGACCUGAAUCGCUCGAGCAAGUGGGAAUACACCGAGCUUGGACAUGCCACCAUGCCUUCCGUUCGCGUCCGCGCAUACAUCAAGUCAGACACCAACGCUGUCGUCGACCUCGGACAUCUUAUCCUCCACAGGACGCGAAGGAUGUGGGUUCCGCAGCACGCUGUUACGGACUCUUUUUCCAACGGCAGUCUCCGCUUCAGAUUCAAGCAUCAUUUCAGGCCAUGUGCUCAUGUUGCCGAUUUAUCAACCUUCUACUCGCGGCCUGCUCUGGAGUAUCCAUCCGAAACCACAGGAGUGUCUUCGGGACAGAGAGAAGGAAAGCACUGGGCGCAAUUCGGCCACACGUGGUGGAUUCAAGGCAAAUGCCCUGAGUGCGCCACCAACUACGGCUUCACUAUGCACAGUCAUGGGAAAUCAGGAGUCGAGAUUGUCUUCGAUACCUACCAGGACCUCGGACGCCCCUCCGACCGAGCAGCUCACGGUGGGGUGGAAUGCCGCCACAGAUAUCGCGGCACCGACUGGGUAUAUUGGUACUACAGAGUCCCCAGGAGAUACGACGUACUCCCUUUGAUACUUCACCGCUCGUUUCGGACUGACAUGGGAGAGCCCGCCAACUGGCACCCAUCAGCGCCAAAAGAGGAUGACUUGCGGAGAUUUGAUCUCUGUGUCCAGCGGUAG
Anthostomella pinea is the source of this 1143-nucleotide messenger RNA. Lineage: Eukaryota; Fungi; Ascomycota; Sordariomycetes; Xylariales; Xylariaceae. The record is from the annotation of a GenBank genome assembly.